Messenger RNA from Miniopterus natalensis, 2629 nucleotides. The record is from RefSeq and is a predicted model, not a curated record. Lineage: Eukaryota; Metazoa; Chordata; Mammalia; Chiroptera; Miniopteridae.
UCGUACUGCCAUUUCCAUCUGCAGCGAAAGGGUCGCAGAGUAAAGAAGAACUUAAAGAAAUUCAGCUAUGUGAAGUUGAUUUCCAUGGAAACCCCGUCAUCUUCUGAUGACAGUUGUGACAGCUUUGCCUCUGAUAAUUUUGCAAACACGAAACCUAAAUUCAGGUCAGAUAUCAGUGAAGAACUGGCAAAUGUUUUUUAUGAGGACUCUGAUAAUGAAUCUUUCUGCGGCUUUUCAGAAAGUGAGGUGCAAGAUGUAUUAGACCAUUGUGGAUUUUUACAGAAACCAAGGCCAGAUGUCACUAACGAACUGGCCAGUAUUUUUCACGCCGACUCUGACGAUGAAUCGUUUUGCGGUUUCUCAGAGAGUGAGAUACAAGAUGGAAUGAGAUUACAGUCAGACCAUGCAGGCUGUAGGACCCGCAGUCAGUGCAGACGUUCCGGACCUCUCCGGGUGGCCAUGAAUUUUCCAGCUCGAAAUACCAGGGGAGCAGCCAGCAAAAGAGCAGCAGCUCCUGAACCCCUGGAGAAAUCUGUGACUGAUUCCAAUCCUGAUUCAGAAGAUGAAAAUGGCAUGAAUUUUUUGGAGAAAAGGGCUUUAAAUAUAAAGCAAAACAAAGCAAUGCUUGCAAAACUUAUGUCGGAAUUAGAAAGUUUCCCUGGCUCAUUCCCUAGACGGCAUUCCCUCCGAGGUCCCAGUUCACAAUCAAAGACACCCCGAAGGCGUACAUUCCCAGGAGUUACUUCUAGGAGAAACCCCGAUCGGAGAGCCCGUCCUCUUACCAGGUCAAGGUCCCGUAUCCUUGGGUCACUUGGGGCUCUGGCCCCAGAGGAAGAGGAGGAGGAGGAGGAGGGGGAGGAUAAGUACAUGUUGGUGAGGAAGAGGAAGACCAUGGACGGCUACAUGAACGAAGAUGACAUGCGCAGAGGUCGUCGCCCAGGAUCCAUGACCCUUCCUCAUGUAAUUCGCCCGGUGGACGAAAUUACAGAGGAUGAAUUGGAGAACAUCUGCAACAAUUCUCGAGAGAAGAUAUAUAGCCGUUCAUUGGGGUCUACUUGUCAUCAGUGCCGCCAGAAAACCAUUGAUACCAAAACAAACUGCAGAAACCCAGAGUGCUGGGGUGUUCGAGGCCAGUUCUGCGGCCCCUGCCUUCGAAACCGUUACGGCGAAGAGGUCAAGGAUGCCCUGUUGGAUCCUAACUGGCAUUGCCCACCUUGUCGAAGAAUCUGCAAUUGUAGUUUCUGUCGUCAGCGAGAUGGGCGGUGUGCGACUGGGGUCCUUGUGUACUUAGCUAAAUACCACGGCUUUGGGAAUGUGCACGCUUACUUGAAAAGCCUGAAGCAUGAGUUUGAGAUGCAAGAAUAAUAUUUGGAAGAUCCACUGCCUGCCUUCCACUGCACCAGUCUUCCUUGUUAAAAUUUUCCAUUUUGUCAUGUGGUUGAACCCCAAGUUAAGAAUUCUGAUGAUCAGUUUGUUUUAUAGGAAACACAAAUCAAGUUACUCUCAUUAGACAUGUUUCCAAGCGUUGCAGAGGCAUAUCGGUAGCUGUGCUUUGCCCUCUUGCCAUUUGUUUGCUUUUCCCUGCCCCUCACCCCACACCAUCCCCCUCUAUUUACGGUGGGUCUCCCUCACCAUCUAGUUUCUGAAUUCUUUUAAAAUGACAGUUUUCUGAAAGCAUGUUUGAUUUAAUUGGUGUUGAAAUAGCCCUGGAAUCCACCUAUAAAAUCAAGCACUUAGAAACACAGUAGUGGUGUUAAUUGACUAUAUCUAUUGAGACCAGCCCUCUAACUUGUUUACACAAAAUCAAUGGGUAUGAUUGUCACACUAGUUGACAUUUUUAACAGAAUCAAGGCACAAAAGUUGUAAAACCAUGUGGAGGAAUGAGGUAAUUGUUGGGAAGUGGGGUAUGUUACUUUGGACUCCUCUAAUGAGAAUAUUCCAUGUAUUGUGCUUAUUAUAUAAGUUGUCACCGCUGAGAUUUAGUUGCUGAUAUUCUCCCCUGUGAAUCUGGGUGGUGCAUCAGGCUCACUGUCACAACCGAAGGGUUUGUGGGCAGUGCUAUAUUUGCAGUCAUUGUAGAAAAGACAUCCUAGAAAAUUAAGAUGAGGGAGGCUUCAGAAAUAGGCUGGUUUGAGUUUAUUAUAUAAAACUCCUUAAGUAUAAUGGUAGUUUGCCAGGUUUAUUUCAGUUCACAAAUGUAAGGUUAUUUCAAAUUCUUGAUAAUUUUGCAUGGAAAAUCGAUACUGAUAUUAGCCUAUGAUUUUCAGUUUUUGUUUUCUUGAAAUAAGCUAGGCACAAGGUUCGUGUUCAGGUUUUAAGCACUUUUAGAACAAUGAGAAGUGCCUUUUUGGAGGUGGAUGGCUUUGCAGUUUGUUACCUUGACAUCUCUGCCAGUUCAGUUUCUGGGCAGCUUUGAUGUUGUCUUCCCCUCCCCCAUUUUUACAUUAAUCAGUCCUUUGGUAAAGGUGAAAUCUAAGUGUCCAUUUUACUUUGCAUGUGCAGCCUGUUGCUGUGCCCAUUCAGUGUUUGAUGCAUAAGUGAACCUUGAAUCAGUAAAUGUAAAUAGAACUUACCAUCUGUAAUGCUUUUAUAUAAAGUCUUUAUUUUGAUAAUAAAACAUUUUGUUCUA